AUGCACUCAACGUGUGACAAGGGGGCCGAAGCACUGACUCCUAUAGAACAAUGUACAAUCAAUGUCCCUUACAAGAAGAUGGUGAUACUGGUGGAGGUACACAAGUACAACCUCUGGACUUGCGUGACAGAGGUGCUUGACAACAACUUACUGGCUCCACACUUUGAAUGGGAUGCCCAGAAGAUUUUCCAAUGCAAUGGAAAGUGUCCCCGCCUCAUCUGUCUUAUUCCCAAGGGCAACCUACACAACUCAGGCACAGCACAGCAAGGACACAAGGCCAUGCAAACCUACAAGACUGUUAGUAAGAAUGCUGGUGAGAAGGAGUUAAAGGAGUAUGGAUUACAUAGGGGAGAGAAUGUAUUUUAUGAUAUCAAACACUUGGAUAUACAUGAUGCAUUAUCAUUUGACCAUCUGCACUUCUGCCAUAGUGGUCUGUUUGGUUGGCAUUUCCUCCCUGAACUCCAGAAGAUCAUCAAAUAUCAAGCCCUAAUGGUCACUUCUUUGUUUAGAUUUGAUCAAAUUCCAUGUUGGCAAAACCUGAAUCACUUUGAUUCUGCCAUUGAUACAAGCUUCUCUGAUGGCAAUAAGCUCUUCAACAUGUCUAAGCAAAUCCUAUUUGCAGCACAUAACCUCCUGACACCAAGGAUGUCCCCUGAAGGAUAUGCACUUUUUUGGCUAAUACAAAGCUAUCUAGAGGUCAAUUGUUAUAUUGGCCUAGGCAUACACAUGAAAGAUACAAUCAAGGCCAGCAAGGAAGAGUUUGCAAGGUUCAACAACCUGCUUGAGGAAUACAUUGAUAUCUCUGAUAAGUCAAUGAUUCCCAUUCUCAAGAAGGACUGGAACUUUUCCAAAUCACAUUAUUUCAAGCAUGUAUUUGAGGACAUUCAGAACAAGGGUGCAACUUGUAACUACAGUACCUGGACCAACAAAGGGGUCCAUGCACUCCUGAAAGCUGCAUAUGGUUGUAAUAAUGGAAAAGGGAUUGCAGACCAGAUCAUGAGAGUCAACCAGCAUUGUUUGGCUGUUGACCUCAUUCUUGGAUGGGUCAUAGAGUACAAAGCUAAUACAUCACAAUGCAAUAACUUGGUCAACAGCAAUGAAAGGCCAAGGACACCUCAGGCUAGCAUGACCAUUGAGGCACUUCAGGCCAAGUACUCUGGUGACAUAGCACUGCAGCAACUGCAGCAUGCACAUCAGAUAUUCACAAAUCUCACCCUUCCAAAUAUUUCUAGCAUGGAGGCAUAUAAAGCCCAUUGUACCUAG
Messenger RNA from Coniophora puteana RWD-64-598 SS2, 1263 nucleotides. RefSeq lists its product as uncharacterized. Lineage: Eukaryota; Fungi; Basidiomycota; Agaricomycetes; Boletales; Coniophoraceae. The record is from RefSeq and is a predicted model, not a curated record. The transcript is spliced from 9 exons. The coding region runs from base 1 to 1263 and encodes 420 amino acids.